This is a messenger RNA of Dermatophagoides farinae (American house dust mite), 1159 nucleotides long. The record is from RefSeq and is a predicted model, not a curated record. NCBI's taxonomy places the organism in Eukaryota, Metazoa, Arthropoda, Arachnida, Sarcoptiformes, Pyroglyphidae.
AAAAAAAACGCUAAAAAUAACAGCAACGACAACAGCAACAAUAGCAACAUUUGGAUUGUUGUAAAAUGGGUGGCAAGAAACGAAAAUUGAUGGUAAUUAAUGGGAAAUAAAUAAACAAAACAAACAAACAAAAACCUGUCAAAUUUGAUGGUCAUCAUCAAUGAUGGACGGAUUAUCCCAAAAUGUGACAUAAAUGGUGUAAUAUCUGUUAAACCACAACAACAACAACAACAAUAUGUAUAAAACCAAUGUCAAUGGUACAAAUUAUCAUUCAUUUGAGUCAAAAGAUAUAUCGAAAAUCUUGACAUUUUUUUGUUGUUUGUUACCUGUUUCAGUUUUUUUUCUGGCCCAAAAAUGAAAAUUUUUUCAUCAUUUAUUUUGAUUGCUUUUUUGGCCACAAACACCGUAAACGUUAGUGGUGGUCGUAUUGUUUUGAAAACAAACAACGCAUCAUCAUCAUCAUCACAAUCGAUUGUUCAUCAUAAACAUGAUGAUCAUGAUGUUCAUUCAAUUAAAUCGAAAGUUAUACCGGACAUGUCAAUGUAUACAACAUUAUCAUCAUCUAAUUAUGACAAUAAUCGAUACAAUGAAAAGCCUGAAUAUCGUAUUCCUGGAUUACAAAAUGGUUCGAAAAUCAAUCAUCAAAAAUUAAACGAAUCAUCAUCAUUUGAAAAUCGUCUAUUUGGCAAUGGACAUGGACAUUAUAUUACAAUUGGUAAUGUAUCGGUACCAGAGGAAUUUUUCUCACCAGAAGCACAAGGUCUCUGGGAUUGGAUUAAAAAAGGAUGGAAUUGGCUAACUGGUGGUGGUGGUGAUGAUAAUAAAUCUCAAAAAAUUGAAAAUCACAUCCAUAACGAUAAUAAAAACAUUAUACAAAACAAUAAUAACAAAGAUCAAGAUGGCAAUAAUAAUGGACAAGAUAAUAAUGGUCAUAAUCUAAUCAAUAGCAAUCAAAUUCCAUUUAUCAAUAAUAUUAUCAACAUUAGUUUGGCAAAAAAAUGAAACAAAAAAAUCUCCAUUGAAAACACACCCAAACACAAAAAUGAUCAAAAAAAAAAAUUUAAAAACAUACAUCCUAUAUGAAUGGAUCUAAUCUAUUGAAUGAAAAAAAAAAAAAAAAUAAAGACAGCAGUUGUUGUUGUUGUUGUUUAAAGCAGCA